Amborella trichopoda is the source of this 802-nucleotide messenger RNA. Its product is annotated as LYR family of Fe/S cluster biogenesis protein. Lineage: Eukaryota; Viridiplantae; Streptophyta; Magnoliopsida; Amborellales; Amborellaceae. The record is from RefSeq and is a predicted model, not a curated record. Gene Ontology annotation, biological process: response to oxidative stress. Gene Ontology annotation, cellular component: respiratory chain complex I.
AAAUGACUUUGUGAUCUCGCGUGAGGAAACUGUAGAAUAUAACUUAUAAUUUGUACGUAUACACGCACGCACCUUCACUAACAAUCCCAAAACCAGAGAUCGAAAAACAUCCCAUUUUCAGCAGAGGUUUGUAACCAUGGCUCAAACCCUAAAAACCCUUAGGGUUCCUCCAAAUUCUGCAUCCCUAGAAGAGGCAAGAAAGAGAACCUUUGAAUUCUUCAAACUUGCUUGUAGGUCAAUCCCUAAAAUCAUGGAAAUCUACAAUCUGUAUGAUGUGGUUACAGUCUCCCAGCUUCGCUCUGCUGUGUCCUCUGAAAUCAAGAGGAAUUCCAAUAUUGAAAAUCCAAAGGUGAUCGACAUGCUUCUUUUCAAAGGGAUGGAGGAGCUCGGCAACAUUGUCCAACACUCGAAGCAACGACACCACCUUAUUGGCCAAUAUGUGGUUGGGCGUGAAGGGCUCGUGAAGGACUUGGGCACCAAGGACCACGGGAUCUCCGAUUUUCUCAAGCAGUUUUACACCAGCAACUAUGCAUGAAUCCAAAUAGACUAUGCAUGAGGGAUGCAAACAGACUCAUUUCUUCAUAAAUCCCGAGGGAUGUGGAAAUAGAAUAGAGAAAGAAAGAAGAAAAUCCCAGGAAUUUUCUUGAUAAUAUGAAGAUUGGGAGUUGGUUGUAAUGAGUUGUGUGAGAUUAUUUAUGUCGAUUUCUUGCUAUUAAGGCCUCCAACUGCAAAAAUGACCACUGCUUAAUUGGAGCAAUGAUUAAUUUCUGCUUAAUAACAAGAGGUGAGAACUUUGCCUUCC